CGGUACCUGACAGCCGCUAAAUACCGCCAAAUCGCGAAAAUAUUACUUCGGGAUGUUAUUCUACUUCUCCGUUGUAGCCUUUCUCGCAUUACUGGUAAUGCUUGCGUUCCGCUACCGCGCCACGCUCCUGCCCCAUGUGCCGGCACGGGUGAGGUCGAUGUUCCCGCAGCUAUCGAACUACACGCCGCUGUCGACGUUCUCCGAGCAGGCGGGCGCUGGGCUGUCCUCUGCUGCGUUCGACAUCGAGGCGAACAUCCGGGACGGGGACGCAAGAGUGGGCUUGGACGAGCGCGGGACGCAGGAGGUGAUGGAGAUCAUGCGCCGGGAACGCGUGAACUUCGACCAGGCGAGGCUGAUUAGACAGAAUCAGAUCCUCGCGCGCAACGGCAUCGACCCUUCAGGGAUGCCGCUGGACUCGAAGGCCGUCACCCGGCUAUGACCUCUGUCCCUUUCGUAUUUCUUUCUUCAAGCUUGUAUUACUCCCAUGGGCCCAGUUGCCGUUGUUCUCAUUCCCUCGGACUGUUGGCGUCGCGCAGCAUAGCACUUUCAUUAACCGUUCAUUCCAUUCAUCUGCCUGGCUGGCGUGUACUCUUCCUCAUUACAGUGUAUCAAUGCUAUAAUCGUGUUGUCUGAGCUUAUUGACCGAUGUUCGAUUC
Molecule: messenger RNA, 656 nt
Organism: Gloeophyllum trabeum ATCC 11539
Lineage: Eukaryota; Fungi; Basidiomycota; Agaricomycetes; Gloeophyllales; Gloeophyllaceae
Exons: 4
Coding region: 98-439 (113 amino acids)
Source: RefSeq, a predicted model, not a curated record